Messenger RNA from Cryptomeria japonica (Japanese cedar), 2701 nucleotides. RefSeq lists its product as uncharacterized. Gene Ontology annotation, biological process: proteasome-mediated ubiquitin-dependent protein catabolic process. Gene Ontology annotation, cellular component: GID complex. The record is from RefSeq and is a predicted model, not a curated record. The coding region runs from base 160 to 2106 and encodes 648 amino acids. NCBI's taxonomy places the organism in Eukaryota, Viridiplantae, Streptophyta, Pinopsida, Cupressales, Cupressaceae. The transcript is spliced from 8 exons. Gene Ontology annotation, molecular function: protein binding.
AGUGCGUGCCUCCACAUAAAGUCACCUAUACGACCUAGUUCAUUACAACGCACAGUAUACUUUAUAAUACUAAAAAAAUUCGGGUCUUCCUCUGAUUUCACUGAUCCAUCGAUCUGUUCUCUGCCUAUGCAGUCACUGUAUAUCCAUCCAUAACAUACCAUGCCUUCUUCUUCAUCAGUAGCACUAAACCGUACAGAGGAGCUAGUGGAGCAACUGAGCUCUAUUGAUGGCAAUGCCAAGCUGAGGGCUUUGAGGGAUGUGAAGAACCAGAUAAUAGGAAACAAGACUAAAAAAAUCAAUUAUAUUAAAUUGGGUGCAAUCCCUAAGAUUGUGGAUAUAUUGGCAAAUGAAACAGAUGCUGCAUUGCUUGUGGAAUCUGCUGUUUCUGUGGGGAGUUUCGCUAGAUAUGUUGAUGCUGGUGUUAAGGCUCUCAUAGACAACGGGGUCCUGCCCCAUCUGCUCAGAAUCCUAAGAAAUCCUGAUAGUAAGGUAGUUGAGGCCAGUGCUCGGUCUUUGAGAGUUAUUUUUCAAUCAAAACUAGCUCCAAAGUAUGACAUGCUUGAAUAUAACAGCAUAGAGCUUCUUCGUUCUCUACUCAGUAGUCAAAAUGAAAAUGUCUUGGAGGUUGCUGCUUGCAUUAUUGCACGUUGUUGCGAGACGAAUGAGGAACAACAGUCUGUGAUUGACAUUGGGGCCUUGGAGAGGCUCAUAGGUCUACUGGGAAGUUCAUUGAAUACAAGAGAAGCUAGCUUAGAUGCAUUAGUAGCACUUGUCAAGAACAAUACUCGAAUUGCCUUAAUGUUGAUUGCUUUGGAUAAUGGAGGUGCUUUGACUAUAAUUAUCAAGCUAUUAAAGGACAAAUUUCCUCGAACAAGAUUGCUUUCCUGCAUGUGCCUUUCAAAUAUCAACCAUGCUAGUCCGUCUAGUUAUCCACAGGAAAGGGAGCUGAAGAUAGAAAUUCUAUCCAUCUUAGUGAAGCUGCUUGAUGAACCUGGUCAAGUUGGGGAAUUAGCUCCAUAUGCUUUAGUAGACCUUGUUGCUAACAGUGAGGAAAUGCAAAAAUUAGCCUUUGAUGCAAAUGCUAUUGAAAAACUCUGUAGCUUUUUGAAUAAAGGUUUCUUACAGGACAAGCAUCUACAAGGCAUUUUGUUGGCACUGGCUGAGCUAUGCUCUCGUUUAGAAGAGAGUAGGAGACAGGUUUUAACCUUGCAGGCACAAAGUCUAAUUACCACGGCAUUUGAACACAAAUCUAUAGAAGUGAGAGCUGCUGCUUGUGGCUGUAUAAAAAGUAUUUCUCGCUCUGUAAAGAAUCUCCGCACCGGUCUUACAAAUGAAAAUAUUGUUUGCCCUCUGUUCAACCUGUUAGAUGAUGAGACUCCAGCAGUUCAGGUGGCAGCUUUGGGUGCUAUUAGCAAUAUUGUGUUAGAUUUCACUCCUCAUAAAAAGCUUUUCUUUAAGUGUGGUCGUGUGAGCCAGCUUAUUCAACUAGCUAAGUCAAUGGACCCCAUGCUAAGGUUGAAUGCAUUGGGGGCUUUGCGUAAUUUGAUAUACCUGGCUGAUAUGUCUGUAAAGCAGAAGCUGAUGAUGGAGCUUACGACUUCCACAUUGACAAGCUUGAUUCAUGAUUGUGAAGAACUUGUUCAGGAACAAGCACUGGCAUUUGUACGCAACCUGGUACAUGGAAGUGUUGAAUCUGUUCAAUUAGUCUUUGCUGAAGAUGGGCGGAUCUUUAACUCAGUUUUGAGCUUACUUGAGAUUGCAACAAGACCAGAAGUCUGUACACAGGGGAUUUAUGUGCUUAGCAAUGUUGCAUCUGGGAAUGAGUAUCAUAAAGAAGAAGUUAUGCGUUCUGUUGCUCCAAAUAUACAUGGUGAAUGCAUCCCAUCUACAUGGAUAAGGUUUUUGCAAGAUUUUAGUAGCCCUCAGGUACGAGUUGCUGCAGUAUGGUGUAUAAUGAACCUCAGUUAUCCUGACAGUCCUGGUGUGGAAAUGCGAAUUGCAAGACUUAGAGAUGCAGGUGUACUCAUGCAAGUUCAGAAAAUGGUUGAUGAUCCAUGCUUGGAUGUUAAGGAUCGCGUCAAAACAGUUCUGGAGCAGGUUAUGUAGACUUGGAAAUCUUUAUAAUAUCUACCAAAAGUCAACUUUCUUGAUUAUCCCCAAUUCGGAAGUUAUGCUGUAUAGAUAGCUGAAAACAUUGAAUCUAAUUUUUGGGGGAUUUCUUUCUUCCUGAUCCCUAAUCAAGUUGAAAGUAAGCUGUCUGCUCACAUAUGCUAUACAUGCAAACCUGACACAGCUUCAUCGAGUGUCUGGAUAUUUUAUGGCAAUGGUAAGCAUUUGCACUUGAGAAUACCAUGAACUUCUCAUGGAAUGGUGUCAAGGUUCAUGUGGAUAAUUGAUGAACUGCAACUGUGCAGAUGUGGAGCUUCCUACGUCAUCUAACUUCUCUGACAACUAUUACAAGGCUAUGCCUGUAUGAUAAGGAACCUCCUCCUGUGAUGCACAUAAAAACACUGACGUCAUUGUGUGCUUUUGACAUAAUUCUUAUGCUCAAGUAUAGGCAUCACUUCUAAAUCAAGAAGAAUGGAAAUUAAAUACAGGAAAUAGAUUGGAACAUUGUUUAUUCUGUUUUUUUUUGCAGUAUGUUAUCAACGCAGAUGUUUGUAAUAUUAAUAUAAAACAAUGCCUCUUUGUUAUGAUUCAA